UUCCAGAGGUGGAGUCCCUGGCAUGUCGGGGGGCUCAGUCAUCACUGCUGCUCAGAGGAUACUUCACUGGAGCAGAGCAUCCCUCCUGAAGGCUAAAAGUUGUUCAUGCGGCAGUUGGGGAAUUGUUGAUGUGCGAAAUGGAAGCAACCUGUAAAUCUUCAUUUGAGAAGAGUGAUGUGAUUAUUGUUGGCGGUGGUCUGUCUGGCCUGGCUGCUGCCAAAGUCCUCAAAGAGGCUGGACUAAGAGUGGUUGUUCUGGAGGCUCGGGAUCGAGUUGGUGGAAGGACCUACACUGUUCAAGGUCCUGAGUUUCAAUAUGUAGACCUUGGUGGAGCAUAUGUUGGCCCGACUCAGAAUGCCAUCCUGAAACUUGCUAAAGAACUGGGAGUGCAGACCUACCUCAUAAAUGAGAAGGAGAAACUCAUACAUUAUGUGAAGGGAAAAACAUACCCUUUCCAAGGAUUAUUUCCGCCAGUUUGGAAUCCAAUAGCUUACCUGGAUUACAAUAACCUGUGGAGAACUAUAGACGAAAUGGGAGAGAAGAUCCCUGCUGAAGCUCCAUGGACAGCAGCUCAGGCUGUUCAGUGGGACAACAUGUCAAUGAAGGAGCUCUUUGACAAACUUUGCUGGACAAGGGUAGCCAGAGAUUUUGCAACCCUUUUCAUCAAUGUAAAUGUAACAUCAGAACCACAUGAAGUCUCAGCACUCUGGUUCCUAUGGUAUAUCAAGCAAUGUGGUGGCACCAAAAGGAUUUUUUCCACCUCAAAUGGAGGUCAGGAAAGAAAAUUUAUUGGUGGAUCUGGACAAAUCAGUGAGCGAAUAGCUGAAUUACUUGGCAGCUGUGUCAGACUUAAUGAGCCUGUUAUAAAAAUCUGUCAGAAAGAUACAGCAGUCUUUGUAGAAACAAUAAGUGGGGGAAAAUAUGAGGGUUCCUAUAUAGUUAACGCUGUUCCACCUGGCUUGACAAUGAAGGUACACUAUGACCCUCAAUUGCCUUCUGUAAGAAACCAGCUUAUCCAAAGAGUUCCAAUGGGGUCCAUCAUUAAAUGUAUGAUGUAUUACAAGCGCCCAUUCUGGAAAGAAAAGGAUUACUGUGGAACUAUGAUGAUUGAAGAUGAAGAUUCUCCCAUAUCAAUGACUCUUGACGAUACAAAACCUGACGGCUCAUAUCCAUGUAUUAUGGGAUUUAUCUUGGCCAGGAAAGCUAGGAAAUUCAUCCAGCUGAGCAAGGAAGAGAGGAAGGUUAAGGUCUCCGAAAUUUACGCAAAAGUUCUUGAUUCUGAGGAGGCACUCCAUCCUGUUCAUUACGAAGAAAAAGACUGGUGUGGGGAACAGUACUCUGGAGGCUGUUAUACUGCUUAUUUUCCACCAGGAACGUUCUGUCAGUUUAGCAGAGUGUUGAGACAGCCAUUUGGAAGACUGUUCUUUGCAGGAACAGAGACAGCCACCAAGUGGAGUGGAUACAUGGAUGGGGCAGUGCAGGCUGGAGAGAGAGCUGCCAAGGAGGUGCUACAUGCAAUGGGAAAGAUUCCUGAGUCUGAAAUUUGGAAGGAGCACCCAGAAUCCCAGGAUGUUCCAAGUCGUCCAAUUAAAUCAACUUUCUGGGAGAAACAUUUGCCAUCAGUUCCUGCUUUCUUUACAGUUCUAGGGGUCUCUACUGCCUUUACAGCAGCAGUUCUCGGAAUUGUGACAUUAAAGAAAACAUCUAAUGUUGUUUUACAGUAAUUGCCAAAUUGCUCUACCUCAAUUAUUGUGUUCAUGUUGGUUAAACCCAUGCUGUUCUAAGUUGGUGCAUAGCACUCUCUGAAUGAAUAGAUCCUUUCAUUUUCAAAAUGAUGUUUAAGGAAUGCUGCAGGGCCUUUGAUAAACAUUCUUUGAAGAGACAGAAAUGUAAAAUUUCCAUAAACAUACAGAGCCACGUAAUGCCAUUUAAUGUUAAAUUACACAUUGCAGCUUUCAUAGGGUCCUUUGAAACUGUACAGAUUCACACAUCCUCAUUGUUUCAGUUUCAGAUUAAUUGUUAUAAAUAUCCUUCCACCACAUUUGGCUGAGUGUACUGUUACUCAGACUCAAACACUGGAGCUUUCUCAUUUCUUCACCCAGCCUGUUUCUGUCUGUUAGAAUAAUAAGGUUAUGAAUCAGUAAUAGGCAGUCAAUCGAUUUCUGUCAAAUGUUUAACAGAAUGUUCUAACACCGGUAGUCUUGGCAAGUCACAUGGCCAAGUGGUGAAGGGCUGUUAAACUAGAGGUUUACUGAUUUGAACUACCCAACAAGUUCCUCGCAUCCUCCAGAUUUAAAAAAUAUUUUAAAUAUCUGUUUCUACAGCUUUAGGUUUAUGAGCGUGCAAUGGAAACACUGGUUAUUAAACUUUCAUCGAUGCUUUUGGUUUAUUGCCCCAAUGGUCCUGCUGGAUUUCAAAGCUGCAGAAAAUAUGAAAGAGAAGAUACCAGACUAGAGAUUUCAGAGACAAAGGUGUUGUAUCCAAGGAUUUUACAAGAUACAGACAUGAAGAUCUAUGUGAAGUGAGCAUCAUCACUUAUUACUCCUUCCUAUACCCAAGG
Messenger RNA from Erpetoichthys calabaricus (reedfish), 2560 nucleotides. Its product is annotated as amine oxidase [flavin-containing] B-like. NCBI's taxonomy places the organism in Eukaryota, Metazoa, Chordata, Cladistia, Polypteriformes, Polypteridae. The coding region runs from base 129 to 1724 and encodes 531 amino acids. The record is from RefSeq and is a predicted model, not a curated record. Gene Ontology annotation, molecular function: oxidoreductase activity. The transcript is spliced from 15 exons.